AUGAUGCAAACUGCCGAUGUCUAUCAGAUUGAAGAUGCUGAGCAGAAUCAACCCCACCAAGGGUGGGAGCCUCUCAGCCGCGGCAAAACUGACAUUCACUGUGGGUGGGAAGCUUUUGGCCGCGGCCAAGAUGAGUUUCACCACGGGUCAGAGCACUUCACCCGUGGCCAGCCUGGUUUUCAACACACUUUCCAACCUUCUUUCGAGCAAACCCUGUUUGAUCAAUCCAAUCCCACAAUACCUCCUUAUUAUCCUUUCUCCAAGAUUGAAGAGCUAGAAAAAGAGGUUGAAAGAUUCAAAAGGGAGAUGGAGAGUCAAUCAAAGAAGCAUGAAGAUGCUAUUAACAAGCUCUCCACCCUUUUUCUUCUUCAGAUUAGUGAUGAAUCAAAGGAGACAGAUUCUUCAGAACCAGAAUAUCCAAAAGAUUUCGAAGAAGGAGAAAAAGGAGAAGUUUCGGCUAAUAAAGAAGGAGAUGCAACAGUUGGGAAAAAAAGAGAUAAGGAGAAGGAAAACGCCCCUCAAGAAAUUGCUGAAGAAGAACCUAUACCUCCUCCUCUUACUCGUGUCUACAAGCCCAAAGCACCCUACCCACGAGCUUUGAAAGGACCAAAGAAGGAGAAAGAAAAGGCUAAGCUGAAAGAGAUAAUCGAGCAGUUAAAUAAGAGGUUACCUUUCAUUGAAGCUUGUGUGAUGAUACCUGCUCUUAGGAAAUACAUGAAGGGCAUUCUAACAAAUUCUCUAGCAUUAGAAGAAGGCGUUAUGAUGAUAACUCAUAAAUGUAGUUCCAUAUUACAAAACCAUGUCCCCCAGAAGAAAGAAGAUCCGGGAAGUUUUGUACUCUCCUGCACAAUCAGGAAUAUGACUUUUGAACGUUGCCUAUGUGAUUUGGGAUCGAGCAUCAACAUGAUGCCUCUCUCAGUUGCAAAACGUUUAGGAUAUCAUACUUUUCAGCCCACAAAAAUCUCACUGGUUCUUGCCGAUCGAUCAGUCAGACGACCAGAAAGAGUCUUGGUUGAUGUAUCAGUCAUGAUUGGAGAAAACUGUAUUCCGACUGAUUUUGUAGUGCUUGAAUUGGAGAGAGAACCAAAGGACCCUCUGAUUCUCGGUAGACCUUUCUUAUCAAAUGCAGGAGCAAUAAUCAAUGUUCCGGAAGGAAAAAUAGACCUCCAUCUAUGGAGUCUGAUUAUGCAGUUCGAUAUGAACAAAAGUCUCGAGAAACCCACCUUAGAUGGCGGGCUCUGUCGGGUUGAUGAGCUUGAUGUUAUUACUGAGGGAGUUUAUGAAGAAAUCCUUCUUGAUGACUCUUUGAAAAUCAUCCUCACAACCACAAAUGAUGAUCGCAACCUGCUCGAAGAAGUUUCAAAAGAGUCUAUAAACGACCCAUGGAGCGAGCUCAAAGCUCGAAAAGUCGAGCUCAAACCUCUUUCUGAUGGGCUCAAGUAUGCUUUUCUUGGACCAAACUCAACUUACCCUGUCAUCAUAAAUUCUGGCUUAAGUAGAGCUGAAACUACCAAGCUGUUAAAUGUGUUAAGGAAGUAUAGGAAAGCCAUAGGUUAUUCCCUUGAUGGCAUACAAGAAAUCUCCCCAGACCUCUGUAUGCAUAAGAUAAAUCUUGAGGACAAUGCCAAGAAGUCGAUUGAAAGCCAAAGGAGGUUGAACCCAAACCUUAUGGAGGUGGUAAAGAAGGAGAUCAUGAAACUUUUGGAGGCAGGAAUCAUAUUCCCUAUCUCGGACAGCACUUGGGUUAGUCCUGUGCAUGUUGUCCCGAAGAAGGGAGGAGUGACUGUUAUCAAAAAUGACAAGGAUGAAAUGAUUGCUACAAGAACAGUGACGGGACAUCGAAUGUCAUUUCAUAAGAUCAAAAACGCCCUUGUCUCCACUCCAGUUGUGCAACCACCUGAUUGGGAACAACCGUUUGAAAUCAUGUGCGAUGCAAGUGAUUUUUCUGUUGGAGCUGUGCUUGGUCAGCGGAAAGAAAAGAAACUACACGCAAUCUACUAUGCGAGUAGAACUCUGGAUGAAGCUCAAUGUUACAUCCAUACUGACCAUGCUGUAAUCAAGUAUCUCAUGUCUAAGAAAGAUGCCAAACAGAGGCUGAUCAGAUGGAUACUCCUGCUGCAAGAAUUUGACAUUGAAAUUCGAGAUCGGAAAGGAGCAGAUAAUGGAGUAGCAGAUCAUCUUUCUAGAAUUCGAGUGGAAGAGAAACUCCAUUUGAAUGAUAGUUUGCCAGAAGAAAAUGUUUACGCUAUGGAGACUAUACCUAUUACCGUGCAAGAAAAGCCAUCCCAACCUCCUAUACGGCGGUCAUAUGCUUUUGACACCCCAUGGUUAAGGCAUAUAGCAAAUUACUUAGCCGUAGACAUCGAACCUCCACAAUUCUUUGGCUAUAAAAAGAAGAAAUUAUUAAAGGAAAUCCGGCAUUAUUUCUGGGACGAAGAUUAUCUCUAUAGGAUAUGUGUAUAUGGUUUAUUCAGAAGGUGUGUGGCUGAAGAAGAAAUAGAAGGAAUACUGUUUGGAAGCAAUAGUUCAGCGUAUGCAGGACAUUUCGCGACCUACAAAACGGUUUCAAAAUUUCUUCAAGCAGGAUUUUGGUGGCCUACAAUGUUCAAAGACACUCACGCCUACAUCUCACGCUGUGAUUCAUGCCAACGAAUGGGCAACAUCAGCAAGAGGAAUGAGAUGCCUGAAAACUUCAUUCUCGAAGUCGAAAUCUUUGAUGUAUGGGGAAUUGAUUUUAUGGGACCUUUCCCAACUUCUUUCGGAAAUCAAUACAUCUUAGUAGCGGUAGACUAUGUCUCUAAAUGGGUAGAAGCAAUCGCCAGCCCUACUAAUGAUGCAAAAGUGAAUGGAGUCACACAUAAAGUUGCAUCUCCAUAUCACCCUCAAACAAGUGGACAAGUGGAAAUCUCUAACAGAGAGAUCAAGUCGAUUUUACAAAAGACAACUGGUGUUAAUCACAAAGAUUGGUCUGAAAAACUCGACAAUGCACUUUGGGCCUAUCGGACGGCAUACAAAACUCCUUUAGGGACCACGCCGUUCAACCUUGUUUAUGGAAAAACAUGUCACCUCCCUGUAGAGCUGGAGUAUAAAGCGCAAUGGGCUAUAAAGGAGAUGAACAUGGACUUUAAGGCAGCUGGAGAAAGAAGAAUGCUUUAA
Molecule: messenger RNA, 3156 nt
Organism: Eutrema salsugineum
Lineage: Eukaryota; Viridiplantae; Streptophyta; Magnoliopsida; Brassicales; Brassicaceae
Exons: 6
Coding region: 1-3156 (1051 amino acids)
Biological process (GO): DNA integration
Molecular function (GO): nucleic acid binding
Source: RefSeq, a predicted model, not a curated record